This is a messenger RNA of Marchantia polymorpha subsp. ruderalis, 2385 nucleotides long. The record is from the annotation of a GenBank genome assembly. NCBI's taxonomy places the organism in Eukaryota, Viridiplantae, Streptophyta, Marchantiopsida, Marchantiales, Marchantiaceae.
GACCAGGGCCGCAGCGCGUCGGGAAGUUCUGACGCGCCCACUACUGACCAACAGAACAGAUCAGGUGCGCGAAAGACGACGGGGCCCGUCAGAGGGCCCUCGAAGCCCUUUAAACUUUACCUGGGGCAUUAACUCGCCUACUUAUUAAGCCAAGGGAACGACAAAUCGGCGCACAGGCCCUCGGAUUGAGACUCGGCAGCUGCGGCAAGAGGAGGAGGAGGAGGAGGAGCACCUACUGGUCGCCUUGGAGCUCUGCCACGACGAUAGUUUCGACUAUCUUUCACGGAUCGGCAGAUCGGCAGAGCGACGGGGGCUCCUUGUGAUUCUGACACACAUGGACAUUGAAGAGACAGAGUGGCCGAGAGAAGCUUGCUAGCAGGUGCCACUUCGCGCUCCUUUUCGACGCGCGCGGUUUCCGAUGUCCGGAGAUUACAAAAAUGACGGGAGACAGUUCAUCAAAUACAGACCUCUGCGCGGCGACAGUGGGCCAACCCUGAUGGAUACCCCGGGGGAUGAGGAGAAAGCCAUGGAAUCGGGCGACCAACAAUCGUACUUGGUCGGAAAUGGAUCCUUGGACAGGAAAGGUCGACUCGCUGAUCGAACCAAGACUGGCGGAUGGAAGGCUGCCCCAAUGAUUUUUGGGACGGAGCUAUGCGAGCGAAUAGGUUCGCUAGGACUUCAGCGCAAUCUUGUGACAUAUUUUACCAAGAAAAUGCACUUGAGCAAUCCAGUGGCUGCCAAUAUGGUUUCAAAUUUCACAGGUGCCCUCUACCUCACUCCUUUCCUCGGGGGUUUCAUCGCCGAUGCAUACCUGGGUCGAUUUUGGGUCAUCGUCGUCUUCUCGGUGAUUCAGAUUUUUGGAAUGGUUCUUUUGACCUUGUCAGCGUCACUUCCAUCGUUGAGGCCUUCACCGUGUCCUGUCAAAUCAAAAGCUCCUUGUCGCGCAGCGCAUGGAUGGCAGCUUAACGUCCUAUACAUCGGCAUCUAUCUCAUUGCAGUAGGAAAUGGCGGUAUAAAGCCCAACAUCUCAUCUAUCGGCGCGGACCAAUUUGAUGAGACGGAUGCCAAAGAGAAGAAACAGGUUACACAUUUUUUCAACUGGUUUUACAUCUGCGUGUCCGUAGGUUCACUCAUCUCGGUGACCGUCAUCGUUUAUCUCGAAGACAAUAUAGGUUUUGGAUGGGGUUUCGGUAUCCCCACGGGUAUAUUUGCUGCCGCUGUUCUUAUGUUCAUAGCAGGAGCGCCUCUUUACAGAUUCAAGGUUUUACAUGGCAGUCCCUUGACUUCCAUCUCUCAAGUCGUCGUCGCAGCUAUCCGAAAUCGUAGAAUCCCCCUGCCGGCUGAUGAGAAUAUGCUGCACGAGGUGUCUGACAAUGCUGUGGGGUUUUUAGUUCCUCAAAGGAUCGCCCACAGCAACCAAUUUUUACUGCUUGACAAGGCAGCGGUUAUUGCUGAGAAGCCAGAGGUGAAGAAUCACGCCUUGGCGGAUGUGGAUCCCUGGAGGCUGUGCACCGUUACGCAAGUCGAGGAAGUGAAGAUGAUGAUAAGCCUUCUGCCCAUAUGGGCAAGCACGUGCUUCGUAUGGACUGCACUUACGCAGAUGGAGACUUUUUCUGUUGAAACCGGGGGAACAAUGGAUCGCUCCAUGGGUCCAAACUUCCAGUUUCCUGCUGCCUCUUUGGCCGUUUUCGAGUUGGUGAAUGUGUUGCUCAUUCUGCCCCUGUAUGAUUUAUUUUUUGUCCCAUUCAUGCGGCGGUUUACUCGGCAUCCCCAAGGUAUCAGCACUCUGCAGCGAAUCGGUGUAGGCAUACUGUUCUCAAUCCUAGCUAUGGUGGUCGCUGCCGUGGUGGAAAUCAAACGGAUGAACGUCGCAAAAGAGCAUGGUUUGUUGGACAAGCCGAAAGCCAUUCUUCCAAUGAGCAUCUUUUGGCUUGUUCCCCAGUACUUUCUUCGGGGCACAACAGAAAUUUUCACUCAAGUGGGCCAGUUAGAUUUCUUUUACAGUGAAGCCCCUGAAUCCAUGCGCAGUUUAGGGACGGCGCUGUAUCUCAGCACCAUUGGAGUGGGACACUUCUUGAGCAGCUUGCUCGUAACCGCCGUACGAAAUGUGACGCGGGAUGGGGACGAUCCUGGAUGGUUGAGAGACAACUUGAACCGCAGCCGGCUGGACAAAUUUUACUUUCUGCUCGCCAUCAUGAGCGCUGUAAACUUUGUCUUCUAUCUAGUUUGUGCUCAUUGGUACAAGUACAAGAAAGUAGUUCUCGUAGCUGGUGGCCCCACUUUCACAAGUCCGCCUUCUGAUCGUGAGGUUCAAUCGCGGCAUUGAUCCUUUUGUUUUAAUAAAUCAAUAUGUACAUAAGUGAAUCCCUUUCUGAGUGUUUUAGU